Messenger RNA from Sphaeramia orbicularis (orbiculate cardinalfish), 1641 nucleotides. RefSeq lists its product as uncharacterized. Bases 161 to 1264 code for a protein of 367 amino acids. The record is from RefSeq and is a predicted model, not a curated record. Gene Ontology annotation, biological process: interleukin-15-mediated signaling pathway; positive regulation of ERK1 and ERK2 cascade; T cell activation. NCBI's taxonomy places the organism in Eukaryota, Metazoa, Chordata, Actinopteri, Kurtiformes, Apogonidae. The transcript has 9 exons. Gene Ontology annotation, molecular function: protein tyrosine kinase binding; MHC class II protein binding. Gene Ontology annotation, cellular component: external side of plasma membrane; membrane raft.
ACCUUAUAUAAAGUGUAAUACCAUGAGAACAAGACCAGUCUGAGAUCUUGGGUUUAUUUUUCUGUUAUGUCGAUUCACUUCUUCAGCAGUGAGCCAGUCAGAAUAUUUAUCUCAUAUAAUAUACUUCAGAUUCACAGUGAAGACCAGUCAGAGAACCACGAUGGGUGAAUUCACAUGGAUCACACUGUCUUUACUUUUUCUACAGAUAUCAGCGGAAGUCACUGAAGAAAAUGUGUUUGUCAGAAAUGGAAGUGAUGCCACUCUGCCUUGUGGAAAUGUGAUGGAUGGUCAGCAUGAAUGUAAUGGUACAACCUGGAACUUUGUCAGAAAAGAAACAGCAGAGGAGCUUGUUGGUCAUGGAAAGAUUAAACCUGAAUUCCAAUCAGACAGACUGGCUGUUACAGCAGACUGCUCCCUUCUUAUAAAGAAUGUCACCAAGGAGGAUGCCAACCAGUACACCUGCCAACAGUACAGAUACAAUCCAAUAAAAGGUGUUCACAGAUAUGGGGGAGACGCUAAGGUUUAUCUGUCUGUCGUUACCUUGACAGAACAUCAGGACACAGAUAAAAGGAUGUUCAACUGUUCUGUGUGGACAUACAAACAGUGUAAACAUAAAGUGAGGUGGCAGUUUGAGAAAAACAAUGAGAAGAAGUACAAACAAGAUUCGAGCACAGUGGAUGGCAUAUGUUCAAACACCACUACAUGUCUUGGUUGUAAAUCCAAGAAUUCUGAUUCAUUAACAUGUGAAGUGACAGAUACAAAUCAGAAAGUGUAUCCGUUCCCCUUUAAGUCUUCAGAUCAGAAAACAGGUGAGGAAAAAAAGGUGAAUGUGGAGACAACAAGAGUCACACCAACAACAAGAACGACGACUAAAGUAACAGCAGUGGAAAACACUGAUGAAAACAAAAUAACCACAGAGUCUCCAACUAUUUCAGGUUUUCCAGACUGGGCAAAGUUCUUCAUUGCUUCAGGUUUAGCAGCACUUCUAGUAACUACUGUGGUGCUUCUCAUUUGGAACAGAAAAAAAGGGGAGAAAACACAGAUGGGAGAAGGCACUGUUGCUGACCCUGAAGAUGCUGUUCCCUACGCCUCAGUUCACUUCACCAAGAAGGCCAGAAAAGCUGGGGCCCAGCGUAAAAAUGAUGAUGAUGAUGAUGAUGAUGAUGAUGCAGUGACAUACAGCACCGUUAAAGCCUCCUCCUCUUCUGCUGCAGACUCCUGUGAUCCCAGCAUCCUCUAUGCUACUGUAAACAAACCAAAAUAGUGUCCAUGUAACCAAAUAGUGUAGACCACAGCAGUGUUUCAUAGCAGUUCACCUAUCAGUUCGCUGUUUUUAUGUUAUUAUAGUCUUUCAUGUUCUAAAAUUAACGUGUUGAAAAAAUGUUAAAAGAAGAAAAAUAUAUUAAGCACCUGUGUCUGCUUAUGAUGGUUAAACUGUAAAAAAAAAAAAGCUAUAUAGGCUAAUGCUUUUUUGAUUGUAGACAUAUUUGUAAUGAAAACAGUGGUUGAAAUAAGAUGUUUUCUGGAAUUAAAAUGAACCAAACUUUCUACUGAACUUCAGUGAAUGUAUAAAGCUUCUAUUUUGGGCCAAACUUUCUGAUGUUCUCUGCUUGUUUUUGAGAAAUACAGAUGGAAAGAGUA